AAUGUCACUGCCUCUCCUCCUUCUGCUGUGUGUUGUGAUUCGUGCUCCCUGCAGGAGCCCUCCCAGGCUCAGCUGACAGCGAUAGCUCUGCGUGCUGCACAUGCACUUCUUGUCAGGAGCUCACCUUGUCCCUGAAAUGCCACCGAAGUUGCAGUGUGGAGUUGUGUGCGGUCAGGAGUUGUUUCCUUCUCUCUCCAGUGCAGUGCCAGAGGUGUAUUCCUGAGCUCCUAACUUGCUGCCGUGCAAGGGGUUCAGCUCAGCUGUGAGGAGUUCUAGCUGAAGUCCCUCUUGCUUUGAGAAGCAGAAUGACUGCUCAGUCUUGAGAAGAGAGCACGGAAGGUCUGCCAGCACACUGUUCCCAAGGUGCGUGCUGAAGAUGGUGCAGAAAUACCAGUCCCCAGUUCGAGUCUACAAAUACCCUUUUGAGCUCGUCAUGGCAGCAUACGAAAAGCGCUUUCCUACAUGUCCAGAGAUCCCAGUCUUCCUAGGAAGUGAAAUCCUGCAUGAAUCCAAAAGCGACGAUGGAGCAAUCCACGUCAUUGAGCGGAGCUGCAAGCUGAAUGUGGAUGCUCCUCGGUUGCUAAAGAAGAUUGCAGGGGUAGAGUAUGUUUUCUUCAUACAGAAGAACACGGUGAACUGGAAGGAGCGAACGCUCCGCAUUGAAGCCCACAAUGAGACUUUUGCCAACCGUGUGGUCGUCCUUGAGACAUGCAGCUACUCAGUUCACCCUGAGAAUGAAGAGUGGACGUGCUUUGAACAGUCUGCAUCUCUCGACAUCAAGUCAUUCUUUGGCUUCGAAAGCACGGUGGAAAAGAUUGCCAUGAAGCAAUACACGUCCAACAUCAAACGGGGCAAGGAAGUUAUUGAGCACUACCUGAAGGAGCUGAUCUCCCAAGGAAUCACGUUCAUCCCUCGUUGGACGCCUCCUGUGGCACAAGGGCAGAAGGCAGAGCAAGCCCCAGCAGCCAGCCACGAGCCCAGUGAUGCACCACUCGAAUCUGGGGCUCAGGGAUCUCCCACAGAGCAAACAGGCAGCUCCUGCCCCCCAGCAGAGCCCGUCAGCCCUGAUGCUGACAAACUGGAUGCUGAUUACAUCGAGCGAUAUCUGGGCCAGCUGACUCCAAUGCAAGAGAGCUGCUUGAUCCGACUUCGGCAGUGGCUUCAGGAAACCCACAAAGGCAAGAUCCCCAAAGAUGAGCACAUCCUUCGAUUCCUGCGGGCUCGUGACUUCAACAUUGACAAAGCUCGGGAGAUGCUCUGCCAGUCUCUGUCCUGGAGAAAGCAGUACCAGGUGGAUUACAUCCUCCAGUCCUGGAGGCCCCCAGCCCUGCUGGAUGAGUACUACACCGGAGGAUGGCAUUAUCAGGACAGAGAUGGGCGACCGCUCUACAUCCUUCGUCUUGGCCAGAUGGACACAAAAGGUUUGGUGAAAGCCCUGGGAGAAGAGUCACUGCUGCGACACGUUCUGUCAAUUAACGAAGAAGGACAAAAGAGAUGUGAGGAGAAUACCAACCUCUUUGGGCGCCCCAUCACAUCCUGGACGUGUCUGGUGGACUUGGAAGGGCUGAAUAUGAGGCACCUCUGGCGGCCUGGAGUCAAGGCCCUACUUCGGAUUAUUGAGGUUGUAGAGGACAACUACCCUGAAACUCUGGGGCGACUGCUGAUAGUGCGAGCACCCAGAGUUUUUCCUGUGCUUUGGACUCUGGUCAGUCCAUUUAUCAACGAGAACACAAGGCAGAAGUUCCUUAUUUACAGUGGGAAUAACUACCAGGGUCCAGGAGGGCUGGUAGACUAUGUAGACAAAGAGGUGAUCCCAGACUUCCUAGGAGGAGACUGCAUGUGCACUGUUCCAGAGGGUGGACUCGUUCCCAAGUCACUUUAUCAAACGGAUGAAGAGCCAGAGAAUGCAGAUCACAUCCGACUAUGGACAGAAACUAUCUACCAUUCUGCAAGUGUCCUCAGAGGAGCUCCACACGAGAUAGUUGUGGAGAUUUUGGAAGGGGAGUCUGUCAUCACCUGGGACUUUGACAUCCUGAAGGGAGAUGUGGUGUUCAGCCUCUUCCACUCAAAAAGAGCUCCAGAAACAAGUCAUAAAGAAGCCACGUUACCAAGUACCUCUGCUGCUGGGGACAACGUGCAGCUGAUUGAUAAGACGUGGGUCCUUGGUGUAGAUUACAGCCGUGUGGAAUCUCCACUGGUUUGCAGGGAAGGAGAGAGCAUCCAGGGGUCCCACGUGACUCGCUGGCCCGGCUUCUACAUUCUCCAGUGGAAAAUGCACGGUCCCCUGCCCUGCUCUGGCACCAGCCUCCCUCGGGUGGAUGAUGUUCUCGCCUCUCUGCAAGUUUCCAGUCACAAGUGCAAGCUUAUUUACUACUACGAGGUGCUUGCAUCCAAGGACUUCAGGGGAUCCAUGUCAAGCCUGGAAUCUUGCAACAGCGGAUUUUCCCAGCUGAGCGGAGCCACGACAUCUUCCAGCCAGUCGCAGAGCAGCUCCCAUCUGUCCAGAUAGCAGGGCUGAGGCUGCACCACCAGGAAACAUCGCUCAGGGCUUCCUGGCCGCCCCAGAGCUGCUCUGUGCACAAACCAAAGAACCUCAGGGUUCCUCAGCAGGGCUGAGCAGUGGGGCAGGCGCUGUGCGACCGCAGGCAGCACCCACUGCACAGCGAGGAGCUUCUGCUCCCAGCAGGGGACUCAGCGCUGAAACGGCAGGCGUAGUUUUCUAUCAGAUGCCUACUUCUCAGCAGAAUAUUUCUUAAAUUGUGUUUUUGGAUGAAUGUCAGUCGGCAUGAAUUUGUGUGUUACUCAACUCUCAAGGGCUCCUUCCAAUCAGUCCUUUUCCCUCGCGUGGUAGAGGAGACUGAUGUUGCCUUAUCUGAUUGGUCUGUAGGACUAGAUUAUUCACCUGUAGCAAAAUGAAUCUCCUUUUCUGAGUGCCCAAUUGCUCGUCAGAAGGUAAAGUGGGCAUUUCAAGUGCAGGGACUUGAAGCAAACUGUAAAUACUUUCAUAUGGAUGGGAUGUUUUAGAGAUUAGAUCCAGGUCAAACUUAAAACCUCUUCCUAUCUGAUGGGAUGCUAUUAGGAAAUGUGUUGGAUUCUUUUUAACCCAUUGAGACACAAAAAUCAAAACUGUUCUCUAGAGAGUAGGGCAGAGACCCUGCCACCAUGAGCAGCAUCUUUCUUAAAGAUACCUUUCCUUUUUCCUCAGGUUUACAAGCAAUAAUAGGUGGAUCUGACCCAUCUCAUCAGAGUAGAUGGGAACCAAAUCAAAUGAUAAAGGGCUAAGAAAAGCAAUAUUUUAUUUCCUGAAGGCACAAAAUGUGAUGGCAGUAUUAUGGAAGUCUUCAAAACAUGAGCUAACUUGAAAGCUGUAGAGAGGGGGACAAAAAAAAAGCAUGUAUGUAUUUGGGCACUUACUGAAACGUAUUUAUUCAAAUAAUAGCUUGUUUUAAGUUCGUGUUUAACUUAUUUGAAAAAUGAGUUUUUAUUAAAUCCAAUUGCCUUUUAUUGUUAUUUUUU
Messenger RNA from Lagopus muta (rock ptarmigan), 3516 nucleotides. RefSeq names its product SEC14 like lipid binding 5 (gene SEC14L5). The record is from RefSeq and is a predicted model, not a curated record. Lineage: Eukaryota; Metazoa; Chordata; Aves; Galliformes; Phasianidae. Gene Ontology annotation, cellular component: cytoplasm. The transcript has 17 exons. Bases 377 to 2509 code for a protein of 710 amino acids.